This is a messenger RNA of Tribolium castaneum (red flour beetle), 4111 nucleotides long. RefSeq names its product TATA element modulatory factor (gene Tmf). NCBI's taxonomy places the organism in Eukaryota, Metazoa, Arthropoda, Insecta, Coleoptera, Tenebrionidae. The record is from RefSeq and is a predicted model, not a curated record. The coding region runs from base 161 to 3859 and encodes 1232 amino acids. The transcript has 7 exons. Gene Ontology annotation, cellular component: endoplasmic reticulum; Golgi apparatus.
CAUGGUCUCCUUUACUAUUCUCCUUUGGUCACGUGACUCGGUUUGAAAGAUGAAACGUCAACAUGUCAUAGUUGUCAAAAAUUAAAAACAAUGCCUUUAAAUGGAAUAAUUCGUGACAACGACCCGAUAUUUCGCUAAAUUUUAGAGCCAACGAUGUAAAAUGAGUUGGUUUGAUGCGUCAGGCUUUGCUAGCAUAGCAAAAUCCGCCCUCAGGGAAGCGCAGAGAACGAUAGACAAGGCUUUAGAUAUCAAAGAAGACGAAGUAAACGUGGUUCCUACAAACACGCCCAUUGACACAAACUCUGAUGAUUUUUUCGGCACGUGGGGCAUUAGUCAGUCUGGCCAUAUCAAAGAGGGUAAAAAGGAUGAAGAAGGGCCUAAAAUGGCCAAGCUCCAGUCCAGCCUGUGGGGCUCAUUCACCGGCUCAUUUUUCGACGCCAGUAAAGAGUACCCUAAGACACCUUCCAUUGAUAGUCUAGACGAUUCAGUUGACAUAGGAAGUGAGCAUUUUAGCAGAAGCAAACUUGUGGUGCAGCAAAGUGACGACGGGGAGAGCCAUUACUCGCGCCUGUCGUCAAUGGAAACAGAUGAGGGGACCCUUGUCAAUGACAAUGAAGGCAAACUAGUGGAAAUUCAGUUAGAUUCACCUGACGGGCCUUCAAACUCUGACCAAGCCGUUGUGGUCAAAAGGCCAGAGAAGACGCAAAGUUCGAUAAUUAACCGCCUAUCGGCAAUUAGCAAUGAGAGUGGAAAAAACAGUUCUGAAAGUGUGGAGCUAAUCACUUGCAGUACGGAAUGCACCACUAGUCCAGAAUCGGAGCUUUUGUCAGGGGAACACAGCAUUUCAACUUCGAGCUCUGCUGUAGCUAAACAGACUUCAGAGUCGGUUGAAAUUAUAGCAGAUAGCUUAACUAGUCCCAGUUCGGUUGAAAUAAUUGGGUCAGAUAGCAUAGACUGUAAGAAUCAAGAUGAAUUUGCAUCGCCAAUGGAAUCGCCAAUUGCAGAAGAGGAGGCCAGCCCAUGUGCGGAAAAGAACACUCCCGACAGCGUGGAAGUAAUCCCCGAAGACCAAGAAGAGAGCGUCGCUGAAGACACAAUGUCGUACACAUCGAUUUCCGAAAGCACCUCUGCCACAGUCCUCGACCAAGCAUUCCUCCACCUCAAACCCCAAAAAAUGCUAAAAGACACCUAUAACACAUCAAUGCCCGAAAGCGACAUUCCACUCAGUCCCGAAAAAAACCACACUUUCGCCGAUGCAAUCACAAGAGCACCCAGUCGAAGUGGCAUGCAUUUACCUCUAACACAAGUCAACCAAGUACUAAUAGACACCCAGCCACAGAGCAGCAGACAGGACUUGUCCAACCUUUUGAAAAACACCAACAUUAUCGAUAUACCUCAGGAAGACAACGUGGAAGGACAAAUCGAAUCCUGUGAUGAAGGUUCCCAAUCUGACCGCACUGUAAUAGCAAAAGACGGCGGAAUGGACAGUAGUAGCGACACAAGUGUGACGGAAAAUUCCGUUUAUUUGAAAAAUUUAAUCGCUGAUGCCAUGACUGAAAAAAGCCCGGAAGUGCCCGAUUGUGCAACGAAAACCAGCCAUUUUAUGGAUUUGACUCAGAGUAUGAUCGACUCAAGUCAGGGAAAUGUGGUUUUGGAGAACAUUUCCAUAAGUCAGUUGGAUAUGCCGCCUCGGGAAAAUUCGCCAGUCAGUUCGGAAAGUCGCUCCGAUUUGGUCAAAAUCGGGUCUUCGGGACACACCUCUGGUGAUGAAUUGGAAACAACCACCUCAUCAGAUAUUGAAAUUAUUUCAAGUCCGAACGGAGAUUCGAGUAGUACGCAAAGUAGGCAAAGCCCAGCCAAGCAAACUUGCACGAAAAAUAAAUCAGACGGCACCAAAGUCGAUCUUUUGUGCAAAAUGACGAUGAAAAAAGCCAAAGGCCACACUAGAGAAUUGUCGGAAACUUCGAGCGUGAGCGAUGAUUCGCAUUCAUCCGAAGUUGAUCGGCUUAUCAAAAGGAUUGCGGAAAUGACCGAAAUUUUGGAGUCCAGAGAAUCGAAAUUAAUUGAUAUCAAUAGGAGAAAUGCCGAAUUGCAAGAGUUGAACACCAACUUGCGACAUCAGCUCGAUUCGAUGCUUACCAAGCAAUUGGAAACUGCAGAUUUGUCUCAAGUGACUGAAGAAUAUACCCAGCGUUUGUCCGCCUUAGAGAAAAAGUUUCAACAAGCAAUUCGGGAAAAAGACACGCUGAGGAAACAACUGGAACAGAGCAAACAGGAGGCUGCCACUAGGCUCAGCAAAAGCGAUUUGGACUCACUUAUAAGCGAAAAAGAUGAAAUUAUUAAGGAGUUGCGUGAGGAGGGGGAAAAGUUGUCCAAACAGCAGUUGCAACAUUCGAAUAUUAUCAAGAAGUUGAGGGCGAAAGAAAAGGAAAAUGAGUCAACAAUCAAACAUUUAAAAGAAACAAUUGAGGACUUGUCGUCUGAAGCUGACCGUUUAAAGCGUUCACUAACCGCAAAAGAGGAAGUUGAAAGGUCGCAAAUCGAAGCAGUUCACCAGCUAACAGCAAAAAAUAAAAAACUAGAAACUGAAGUUGAUAAAUUCCGAAGUCAGCUCGACGACCUCACACAAAAGUAUGACACCGUGAAGAAGUCUUUAGACGCUGCGAAAAAAGAACUCGUCGACAAGAACAAGACUAGUUCUGAGUUAAUCGCACGCGAGCAUAAAUUGGAGAGUUUAGAGAACGAAAAAAAGCAAACGGAGUCACAAAACGCAGCGAUUCUUAACGAACUGGAGGAACUACGGUCAAAAAUGCGACAACUCGAUUUAGACUACGCGAAAAAAGAACAGUCGCUACGUAAAGAAAACAACGAUCUUUUGAGGCGUUUGGAGGACGCUGAGGCCAGAAACGAAGAAUUAUCACAAUCCGUUCUUGAAGUUAGUAAGCCUUUGGUGAGACAAUUGGAGUCGUUACAAGCAACACAUACGAUGAAAAUCGCCAGUUUUGAAAGAAUUGAACAAGAAAUGACGCUUAAAAUAAAUGAGUUGCAAACUAGAUUACAGACGUCCCUUAACUCAGAACGGACGGUCAAAGACGAGUCUGUGACUCUAAAAACUAGACUUUCAGAUUUGGAAUCGGAACUAAGUUCGCUUAAGCACCAAAACGAGCUGCUUCGAGUGGAAGUGGAGCAGAAUAAAACCGAAAAACAAAUCUCCGAACAGGAGUUAGGUCGUGAAAUUAACGAAUUGAAGGAACAGUUAGUGUCUGAGAGACACAAAGUGGCCGAGUUGGCGCAAAACGCGUCCAGUUUGCAAGAACAGCUGGAGAAAUCAGCGAGUGAAUCCGAGCGCAAGAAAAGCACUGAAGAUGCGCCAAAUUUGGGCCGAAACUCGCCGCGCACUGCGAGCAAUUCGCCAACUUUAAGUCUGGGGAAAAUUUCCGUGGCGGAAUCGCUUGGAAGCUCGUUUUGGUCGCAGGAUGAGCCCUUUGACGGGGGACAACCGCCAAGGUACACCAACAUGUUCGAGAUGCAAAUGCUUCAAACCAACUUGAAACAGCGCGACGGUGAAUUGCAACAAUUGCAGUGGGAGUUGAACCGGAGGGAACAAGAGAGGGCGCUCUUGAAUAAAGAAAUCUCGUCGCUUUUGACCCGUGUUGAGGAACUUGAAACCAAAGUCCAGGAAUACGAUGUUUUAAAAGGACAACAUAGUGAGCUACAGCAACAGUAUGAUACUCUUUGCCAGUUGUUUGGCGAGAAAGUUGAAGAAAACGAAGAACUGAAGCUUGAUUUGCAAGACGUGAAAGAGAUGUACAAAAGUCAGAUUGAUGAGUUGUUGAAACAGCAAAAACAGAACUUGUAAAGUUAUUAUUAUCCAGCGUGUACAGAGAUGCUUUUAUAUGAAUUUUUAUUGAUUAGAUAAGAGAUUAAAGUGUUUGUUGUUCUAUUGCGGUUUUUAUCAUAUGGGAAUAUUACGUUAUCAGUUAACACAUGCUGAUAUUUGGUGUUUUGUCAUGGUAAGGAAUAUACUUCACUUAAAAUUUAACCUGUGAUAUAAAUUAUAGCCUCUUCAAAUUAUUGUACAAAAUUCCAACUGAAAUAAAUGUUGUGUUUA